AUCAGAACAAAGCAACGAAAAGCAGGCGUGCCUUGUCAGGAAAGUCCGUGAAGCUCACACAAAGGCAAACAUCGAGUCACUGGCAGACAGGAAUUCAUGACAAAUUGUGUAAAAACUUCAAAUUACUUUCCUUUUGAAGCGUAAUACAUUGCUACGUUCCAUUCAUCAGAUGCUUCCAUGGUUACAUUAAGAGGAAAAAUACCAUGGCUCUUGCUGAGGUGCAGCUGGAGAAACACUGUUGGGUGUGUUUUGCAAGCGAGAGCGAUGACCGCCGUGCGGAGUGGGUGAGUCCCUGCAGGUGUAAAGGUUGCACCAAAUGGAUCCAUCAGUCGUGUCUUCAGCGUUGGUUGGAUGAGAAGCAGAGAGGAAGCGACGGCGACGGCGGCAGCUGUCCUCAGUGUGGCACGCGGUACCACAUUGUCUUCCCAAAGAUGGGUCCGCUGGUCUACUUCCUCCAGCAGCUGGACCGAGCGCUGUCACGGGCCAGUCCGCUCGCCGCCUUUGGCAUGCUGGUGGGGACGGCGUACUGGUCUGCCGUCACGUAUGGCGCUGUGACUGUCAUGCAGGUUGUAGGACACAAGAAAGGUUUGAACAUGAUGGAACGGGCCGACCCAUUCUUCUUACUCAUGGGCCUGCCCACCAUCCCUGUCAUUCUGGUCCUGGGGAAGAUGGUCCGUUGGGAGGACUUCCUGGUCAGGCUGUGGCUCAGAUACUCCUACCAGCGACAACUCGGCGUGAGCAGCCACCUGCCCCCCCUGGCUGCACCAGGAGACCACCUGUCUGUGUCUCGUACUCUGUGUGGCGCUCUGGUCCUGCCGUGGAUCUCCAGUCUGCUUGGACGUCUUCUCUUCCGACGAGUGACCUCCAACCUGCAGCAGAGCAUCCUGGGUGGCGUCACCUUCGUGCUGCUGAAGGGCUCGUUCAAGGUGUACCUGAAACACCAGCAGCACGUCCUGCAGGCCAAGCGACACGUCCUGGACUACCCUGACCACCACACCCGGGACACCUCAGGUCCACCAUGAGCCUGCCAGGAAGUGGACCUGCUUGUAUGGAAAUAGCAUGCGGGUACCCGUGUGUGGCUGAAUGCAUCUCUGUGAGAUGUAUUAUUCAUGUGCUUGGGGGGGAAUGUGACUGGUCCUCCAUUGACUUGACGCUUUAUUUCAGAUGUGGUGAAUAAAAUUUUUAGAACUCUCAGUCGCACCUCGCCACAUCGUUAUUCGCUGGGGUUUAAUGCAUAAUGCAAUGCAAGUUGUAUGUAUUCUUGGCCUAAAUGAAGCAUUUUCAAGCGUUAAAAUGGCUAAAAGAAGUAAAAAGGUUCAACUUGUUAAUGUAGUAUUCUACAUUGGCCACCGGGUGUCGCCAGAACGAUGGCCAGGAGAGGCAGAUCUUGCAGAUUGAAAGAUCUCACACAGUAAUGGGGCCAUAACCAUGACAAGCUAAGUCCCCCAGGGAAACACGAGCAGGAGUUUUAGUCACGUCCCUGGAGCCGUGUGUUGCUGACCCCUGUACUAAACAAUACUGAUGACGUCACCAUCAGACAAGACAACAAGGGUCAGUCUGGUUUGAAGACCACAAGCACCCAGAGUUACCAUGGCAACACGCAUCAUCACAACCACCACGUGACUCAUUGGAGCUUGUUACAAGUUUGGUUAUGUG
Messenger RNA from Doryrhamphus excisus (bluestripe pipefish), 1656 nucleotides. The record is from RefSeq and is a predicted model, not a curated record. Lineage: Eukaryota; Metazoa; Chordata; Actinopteri; Syngnathiformes; Syngnathidae.